This is a messenger RNA of Diceros bicornis minor, 603 nucleotides long. Its product is annotated as interferon lambda-4-like. The transcript has 4 exons. The record is from RefSeq and is a predicted model, not a curated record. NCBI's taxonomy places the organism in Eukaryota, Metazoa, Chordata, Mammalia, Perissodactyla, Rhinocerotidae. Gene Ontology annotation, molecular function: cytokine activity. The coding region runs from base 1 to 603 and encodes 200 amino acids. Gene Ontology annotation, biological process: cell surface receptor signaling pathway via JAK-STAT; innate immune response; positive regulation of immune response.
AUGGGGCGGAGUGGUGCAGCGGCGGUGUCCGCGGGGCUGUGGGUCUUGGUGACGGUGGGCGUGGCGGCGGACCCCCGCGCGGCGGCGCCCCGGCGCUGCCUCCUGUCGCACUACCGCUCGCUGGACCCCGGGGCGCUGGCGGCGGUCAAGGCGCUGAGGGACCGCUACGAGGAAGAGACGCUGAGCUGGAGGCCGCGCCGCUGCUCCUUGCGGCCCUCGGGGAGUCCGCGAGCCGGCGGGGAGGCACGGGCCCGGGCGGCCCUCUCUCACUCCAGGUCCCCACAGUCGUGCGCGCGCCUCCGCCUCGUGGCCCGGGGCAUCGCGGACGCCCAGGCCGUGCUGAGCAGCCUGCGAGGUCCCGAGCGGGUCCCCGGCACCGGCCCGACCCUGGAGCUGCUGGCGGCCGCGGCCCGGGACGUGGCGGCCUGCCUCGAGCUGGUCCGGCCAGGCUCCUGGAGGAAGUCCCUGCGGCCACCCAGGAGGCGUCCCAAAGCACGGAGAGCUGACUCGCCUCGGUGCCACGAAGCCACCGUCAUCUUCACCCUCCUGCGCCUGCUCACGUGGGACCUGAGGCUCGUGGCGCACGCGGGGCCUUGUGUCUGA